AUGUUGAUAUCCGCGAAGAUGUGGAAUGAACGAUACUUGAACAUUGCAGGGAGUGUAAUAUCGAGAGAAACUCUCCCAAAAUUCAGAUCUUCACGCAGAAAUACAGGACAUCACCAAAAGAGAAAGAAAAAAAAUUUCGAGCCAUUUUUGUGUAAUUCAGAAGUUCCAGGAAGUUUCGAGCAACACAUUGGCAAUCCUAGUCGAAGAAAGCUCAGAAAUUUUGAGAAAGUGUUGUUCUCAGCUGUCCUCUUUGGCGGGGGGAGGGUGGUGAGGGUGGUUUUCUUGAAAGUGCACAUGUUCAGAUAUGGUCUGUCUGUACCAAGUGUCAUCUCUCCUGAGUUGCAUCUACCAAACCCCCGAUACGAUGCUUAUGCCAGAACCAGCACAAUGACAUUACCAACUGCCACACCAACAAUAAGUGGAAUCCUACUCCUUUUCAUUCCACUAAUCACACCACUAUGGGCUUAUUCGCAAGCCAUAAAGCAAUCAAUAGAAGCAAUGAUCGGUAAAUUGGAGAGCUGGCAUCUAGAAUAG
This is a messenger RNA of Sclerotinia sclerotiorum 1980 UF-70, 534 nucleotides long. RefSeq lists its product with no specific name. Lineage: Eukaryota; Fungi; Ascomycota; Leotiomycetes; Helotiales; Sclerotiniaceae. Bases 1 to 534 code for a protein of 177 amino acids. The transcript has 6 exons. The record is from RefSeq and is a predicted model, not a curated record.